This is a messenger RNA of Chrysoperla carnea, 1860 nucleotides long. Its product is annotated as sensory neuron membrane protein 2-like. Bases 1 to 1860 code for a protein of 619 amino acids. Gene Ontology annotation, molecular function: scavenger receptor activity. Gene Ontology annotation, cellular component: cytoplasm; membrane. The transcript has 10 exons. The record is from RefSeq and is a predicted model, not a curated record. NCBI's taxonomy places the organism in Eukaryota, Metazoa, Arthropoda, Insecta, Neuroptera, Chrysopidae.
AUGGAAGGUGGACACAUUACAAAUGAAGAGGAAGGCAGCAACGAUAGUGAUAGUGUUGUGAGUGUAAAACAUGAACCUAAUUUAGAAAAUCAGUCAUUAAAUUGUGAAACUAAUGAACGAUUCGGAGCGGAAACUUAUUACAAAAUGGAAAAUAGAAAGUUACUAAUGUUAGGUGGUUUUGGUCUAUGGUGUAUUAUUGGUGGUUUUAUUAUGUCGUUCUAUCUAUUGCCAAAAAUUGUUCAGGGUGAAAUUCAAAAAAAAUUGGAAUUGAAAAAUGGUAGCGAAAUGUACCCAAUGUGGCAAAAAUUACCAAUCCCAAUUAUAUUUAAUGCGUACUUAUUUAAUGUAACAAAUCCAAAGGAAAUUAGUAAUGGUGAAAAGCCAAUUCUUAAAGAAGUUGGACCUUUUUGUUACAAUUUAUAUAGAGAAAAAAUUAUUUUGGACGUUAGUUCCGAUGGAAAUCAAAUUACAUACAACAGUACUAGAAUAUUUUUUGAGCGGCACGAUGAAGGAUGCAUAUCAACGGAGACCGAAGUUACAAUACUUAAUUUGGCUUUAAUGGGAACUGUUCAUAUUAUGCUGAACCUGAUACCAGAUUUUUUAUCAACUUUCGAAGAAACAAUACCACUCAUGUUUCCAGGAAUAAAAAAUGUGUUUACUACAGCAAAAGCAAAAGAUAUUUUGUUUAAUGGAUUAUUGUUAGAUUGUUCUGAUCCAGAUGGAACUCUGGGAUUAGUAUGUUCAAAUAUAAAAGGAUUAUCACCCCCACAAGUUUGGCAACUUGAAAAUGGGCGCGAUUAUAAGUUUGCAGCAUUAAAAUACAUGAAUGGAACUAGUGAAGGAAUAUUUCGUGUCAAUUCUGGAAUAAAUAGUCUCCAACUACUGGGUAAUACAGAAGAAUGGAUGGGAGAAAAUGCUUUAAAAUAUUGGCAAAGUGAAAGAUGUAAUGAAAUUUCUGGCACAGAUGGUUACAUUAUUCCUCCUCCAGAAACUAAAGAAAAAAUAGUUUUUUUCCAGGUUGAUCUAUGCAGAUCAAUUGAAUUGGAAUUCGAAGAAGAGACAACAUUGUUUAAUUUGCCAGCGCGAAAAUAUAUAACAACCCAAAAAACAUUAUCUGACAUCGAAGAAAAUAAAUGCUAUUGUAUUAAACAUAAAGAUCCCGAAACGGAAGAAGAAUCAAUUCAAUGUUUAAAAAGUGGUGCGCUCAAUUUGACGCCUUGUUUCACAGCACCGGUGAUCAUUUCGUGGCCACAUUUUUAUUUGGCUGAUGAUGAAUAUAAAAAUUAUAUUAUUGGACUUUCACCGAAUAAAACUAUUCAUGAAAAUCAUGCUUAUGUCCAAACGAUGACUGGUAUACCUUUGCGUGGGUAUAAACGAGCUCAGAUAAAUAUGUUUCUUAUCAAAAACGAAGAAGUUUCGCUUCUAAAUAAUGUUAGCGAAGGAUUAUUUCCAAUAUUAUGGAUUGAAGAAGGUACUGAUUUGCCAGAAAACUUUCGUAAAAUGUUAAAAGUUACAUUUUCCUUACUAAAAAUUAUGGAUAUAUUUAAACCAUUUAUAAUCUUAUGUGGAUUUAGUUGUUUGAUAAUGGCGAUUGUUUUAUAUUUAAAACAAAAUAACAUGCUGUGUUUUGCGAAGGAUAAUCAAAUUUUUGAUGUUCAAGAUGAUGAUAAAUCAAUACAUUUGCCACCACCAGGAUAUCCAGCUAUUCAAAAUCCAUAUUCAAAUAAUAUUGAACAUUUUAAUAUGAUGAAUGUUCAACGAAAUAUGAAUGGUCUUGGCCAACAAUUUGAUGGUGUCAAUCAAUUUGGAAUAAAUCGACGAAUUGCACCAAAACCUGCUGAUGGAUUUUUAAGACAAUAA